AUGGAAAAAUUUUGCACAGUUGCUCUGUUUUUGAGAAAUCUGUUAACCUCAAUCUUCAUCCAUGCCGACAAAUCCCUCCUCCACUUGGCGCCAAAACACGCGCUGCUCCAAACCCUACGCUCCGUCCUCGCCUCCUUUUUCCUCUUCUCCCUCAGCCUUUUGCCCUCUCUUUUCUCCUCUUUGACCCCUGACCGCAAGGAAUCGGCAUCGGCCAAUUGCCCUCCGAAAUCGGGGAAAGGAGACCUCUGCGUCUCCGUUGCGGGCGGAGAUUCCGGAGUUUCCAGGGCUCUGUCGCAGCUGCUGCUGAUAAUGAGCGAAAUUCCGGUGAGCUCGAGGAAAUACGAAGUUGUUAGGUCGCUGACCGAGAGUCUAAUCGACGAGAAUUUGUCCGAGGGCAGCCGGGUUCUGAGGGAGGUCAACUGUGCCGUUCUCUCAUCUGCGUUCGCGAGGUCGCUGCGCCAGAUCGAGGCCGCGGCGGCGGCGGAGCAGAGGCGGAGUGGCGGCGGCGACUGUGCCGGAGGCGAUAUCUUCAUCUGUAGCAACAAUAGGGCGAGCCGUUUGAUAAAAGGGGUCGGGUAUUAUGGGCGGGCUGCGUGGAGGUAUGCCAACUCGAAGGGCGUAGUGGGUGGGCCUGGGAUCUCGGCCGAGAAGCUGGCGGCGGAGCUGCUGUGGCUGGCUCGAAAGAUGGCGGCUUGUGGAUGCGUGGAGGAAGCGGUUUGUAAAUGGGCCUCGGCUUCGAACUUGGCUUGGCUCGCCCUAUCAGCCGAGGCGCGACUGCAAGGGUCGCUCGUUAAGGUAUCAGCAUUCUUGAUCAAGCAAGCAAAAGAAACGAGCAAGGAAUCACAAAACCAAGAAAACGAAGAAGACGGAACUAAAAUGAGCAAGCCCCCAAAGCCCGACAUCACCCAUGAAACCAAGAUAAAGCUGCUAAUGACAUGGCUGCCCCUGCUGUGCCGUGCUACCGGCGGCACAGAUGCCCCGGUUCUAAGCAUGGGGGAAAGGGCAGAAUUGGAAAUGACGUUGGAAGAGAUAAUCUUGAGCCUUGGGGAGCACGAGGAGCAAGAGUGUGUCCUGUCUGUUUGGGUCCAUCACUUCACCCGAUGCCCGGCCUCCGAUUGGCCGAACCUCCGGCAGUGCUACAGUCGGUGGUAUGGCUCCUCACGUGCGCGUCUCGUGCAGGCUAAUGCUGCUUAA
Molecule: messenger RNA, 1194 nt
Organism: Striga hermonthica
Lineage: Eukaryota; Viridiplantae; Streptophyta; Magnoliopsida; Lamiales; Orobanchaceae
Source: the annotation of a GenBank genome assembly